AUGGUAGGGAAUGCUGAGAUGACUGAAGAGGAUUGGCAAGAACCCGUGGUUCCGGAUGAAGAGUUGCUGGACAAAUUUAGAUCUGGUAGUGGAGAAGGAGAUGACUGCCUUGACUUUAAUCCUGAAGUUGAAUUUAGGAAGCCACACUUUGAGCUAAAAGUGAAACAGAAGUUUACUAAAUUUAGAGUGUUUAGAUCUGUGUUGUGUGAAUGGCUAGUAAGAGAGGGUUAUGAAGUUACUUGGGUGAAAAACUACUCCAAGAAAAUUAUUGUCAACUGUGCAAAAUGUUGUAGUUGGAGGAUUCGGGCAACAUCAAUUCAAGAUGAAUCAACCUUCCAAAUAAAGUUACCAAAGGGUGAGCAUGUGUGUGCUCGAGAAUAUCAAAAUAAGCAUGCAACAGCUACAUACCUGAGCAGCAAAUAUCAAGAUAAGAUCAGGGAUAAUCCAAAAGUUGAUUUGAUGGGGUUGAAGAAUGACAUCAGAAGAGAUUUAAUAAUCAAUGUGUCAAUUGCUAAGGUUGGUGGAGCUAAGCAUAAGGCAAAGGAUAUGAUGCUUGGCAUGGACAUGGAGCAGUAUCAAAAACUUUGGAGUUAUGCCACCACCGUCCGAGACAUAAAUGCUGGAAGUACUAUAAAAAUUCAGAUUGACAAACUACCUGAUGGUUCAACAGGUAUAUUUCAAAGGUUAUAUUAUUGCUUGCAUGCCUGUAAGCAGGGUUUCCUUGAUGGUUGUAGACCAAUAAUUGGUCUAGAUGGUUGUUUUCUUAAGACAGCAUUUGGUGGACAAUUAUUAUCAGCACUUAGCAGAGAUGACAACGAUAAUAUGGUGUCAAUAGCAAUUGCAGUGCUAGAGGUAGAGCGAGCUGAAUAUCUGAAAACAUAUGCACAUACUAUUACACCUGUUCCAAGUGAUAUUUACUGGAUAACUUAUCAAGAAGAGGCCAUAAACCCCCAUGUGGUUAGGAGAAUGCCUGGUAGACCAAAGAAACUGCGUCGAAGAGUGCAAGAUGAGCCUAAGAAGGGUCAAGUAUCAACUAGAAAGGGUCUUGUGCCUGUGGAUAGUACAAAUAUGAAUGGAGGUAAAAGGGCUGAUGGCACCACUGCAACAAUAAAAAGAGCCAGAGCUCCAACAGUUACUGAUGUCCUGCAGAAGUUAAGGCCAAAGAGAUCAAAAGCCUAA
Molecule: messenger RNA, 1179 nt
Organism: Coffea arabica (coffee)
Lineage: Eukaryota; Viridiplantae; Streptophyta; Magnoliopsida; Gentianales; Rubiaceae
Source: RefSeq, a predicted model, not a curated record